Molecule: messenger RNA, 4007 nt
Organism: Glycine soja
Lineage: Eukaryota; Viridiplantae; Streptophyta; Magnoliopsida; Fabales; Fabaceae
Product: phosphatidate phosphatase PAH1-like
Exons: 12
Coding region: 675-3350 (891 amino acids)
Molecular function (GO): phosphatidate phosphatase activity
Source: RefSeq, a predicted model, not a curated record
CACCCUCAAUAUUCCAAGACAUUGUAGAGAUUUCUGAAAUGUAAAACAGUGUAGCUGGGUUAGAGUUGCUUGGAAGACUGUCACAAACAAGACCACUGGGUGGUCGGUGUUGUGGUUCGUCCAUGCUGAAGCACGAAAACCAACGAAAAUGACCAAAAAGCCCCGAGCACGAUUCGUUAUUUAUACAUUAUCCGCCAAAGCAAUUCCCGUAUUAUGGCUGCGAAAAUGGAGUAAUUGAGGAUUACCGUCGUCGUGGGAAGUAACUAUUUAAUGCGUGGAGCGAAAAAGGUUUGGUUCUGAAACCGGGAUUUUUCUGGUAUCCAAAUCCUUCAGAACUUCAAACUUCGAAGCCUCCACGAAAAAAAAAGUUGAUAACGACCCUGGAGAAGGAGGUGGAGGGUUCAGAACAUCAAAGGGUUAAAGCAACAAUUUUUAAGAACAACAUUACAUAAAAGAAAGAGAAGAAAAACCAGAAUCGCCAUCAGUUUUUUGAGUCUCCAGGUUGUUUUUUUAAUGAAUCUUGGUGUUGUUGAUCAGGAACCGUAAUCAGUGGAAACAGAAAAAAAGUUGUAGGAAUAAUUUAUGUAUGCCGUUGGGGUUGGUUAUGUUUGGAAGCAAGUUUAAAUUUUGAGGUCUGUUUUGUUUUUUUGGUCUCUCUCUGGAAAAGAAAAAAAAUGAAUGUGGUAGGCAAAGUUGGAAGCUUGAUAACUCAAGGUGUCUACUCAGUUGCUACCCCUUUUCACCCCUUUGGUGGGGCUGUUGAUGUGAUUGUUGUUCAGCAACAAGAUGGGACAUUUCGAAGCACGCCUUGGUAUGUUCGGUUUGGUAAAUUUCAGGGUGUACUCAAAGGUGCCGAGAAGUUUGUUAGGAUAAAUGUUAAUGGUGUUGAGGCCAAUUUUCACAUGUAUCUUGACAAUUCGGGGGAGGCUUAUUUUUUGAAGGAGGUGGAUGAUGAUAAAGUAGUUGAUUCAAUUGAGGCUGUUCAAGAUUCUAUUGACAAAAAGAAUGGCUAUUUGAGUAAUGUUCAUAGACUUGAUCAUAGCAUCUCGGAUUCUGGGGUGCUUCAGUUGAAAGAUGAGAGUGAUUCCUUGGUUUUGCCUCAACUUCAAAGGGCAGAAUCUGAUGUUGAUAGGAGGUUUUAUGAAUUCCCGGAUGAUCGAUCUUCUUUAGAAGAUUCAGUUGAGUUGUCGGAAUAUGAGUCUAAUUCGUAUGAGAGCCUAGAGGGAGACAAUUUUGGGGAGUCACAGGGUUCACAUCCAGAGAUGGUCUUGGUGAGUGUUGAUGGUCAUAUAUUGACUGCCCCUAUCUCAGAAUCAGAGCAGACUGAGGAGAAUGUGCAGUUAAAAACUCCUCAAUUUCAUCUGGGACCAGGUGAAGAGACUGACUUAUGUGAAGGCAACGGAGAGUUUAGUACUGGUGAAAGUGCUUGGGCUGCUGAUUAUAUUAAUCAGUUGGGUGCUCAAACAACUAAUGUCCAAUCUAGACGUUGUGACACUAACGGUGAUGAUAAUACUUCUAAGCUUUUGCUUGAAGUUUGUCAAGGAGAGGAGGCACAUAUUUGUCUAGCACAGGAUACCGUGGAGAUUAAAAAUCAAGAAGAUCAUAUGAAAACUGAUUCAGAAGAGGCUGCAUCAGGUAUCAAGAGGGAGAAUGUUUUCAAAAGUUGUUUGGAGCUACAAGAUUUUGGUCAGCAGGCUGGAAAUGCUGAUUUACAAAAUAUAGGUUCUUCAUUGAAGAUUCAAAAUUCAGUAGAGGAAUCUAAUGCAAGUCAUCCUGCAGUUGAUGAAAAUGAACAGGAGAGCAUUGCAAUAUCUAAAAACGGUGAUGAGUUAUCACCUCCUAGUGGUUCUGCUUCUUCUAAUGGCCAUAGAUCACCGAAAUCAGAGUUGGAAACUCAAGAGGUUGAGAAAAAUGCAUCAGGAGAAGUUGAAACUGCUUCUGGCUCUCAUUCUGUCACUACUUAUAGUGAACAGAAUGAUGAACACGUUGACAAGACAGUAACAAAUGAUGAGUUAGAUGAUAAUCAACAAACCCCUGCACUCAAAGAUGUUAGGGCUACAAGUGAGGUGGUGGAGCCUCAAACAGAAACUUCCAAUAAAGGGGAUCAAAGCCAUUUGGGUUUGGGAUUUGAGAUCUCCCUUUGUGGUCAUGAACUUAAGGUGGGCAUGGGUUCAGUAGCUGCUGCUGAAGCGUUUGAAGCACAUCGCAUAUCCGUAGUUGACUUCACAAGUUCUGCUCCAUCAAUAAUUAAAAAUCAAAAUCUUGUUAUCAAGUUUAAAGAGAGGUACAUGACGUGGGAAAAGGCUGCUCCUCUUGUUCUUGGAAUGGCUGUUUAUAGUUUAGAUUUACCUGUUGAGUCCAAAGAUACAAUUCCUGUGGAACAGGAUCAUGCAUUGAAGUCCAGGGAUGAUGAUCUGGGAUCAUCUUCGUCUGGACGCAGAUGGAGACUUUGGCCUAUUCCUUUUCGAAAGGUCAAAACAUUUGAGCAUACUAAUAGCAACUCAUCAAAUGAGGAGGUAUUUCUAGAUUCUGAGUCUGGAUCUCUGAUAGAACCAACUCCAGCAUCCAGUACCCAGGGAUCUCCUCAUAAGCAAUUUCUAAGAACAAAUGUUCCCACUACCAAGCAGAUAGCAUCCUUAAAUCUCAAAGAGGGUCAAAAUUUGGUAACCUUCAGUUUCUCUACAAGGGUUCUCGGAACACAACAGGUUGAUGCUCAUAUUUAUUUAUGGAAGUGGAAUGCAAGAAUUGUAAUUUCAGACGUUGAUGGAACUAUUACAAAGUCUGAUGUUUUGGGGCAGUUCAUGCCUUUAGUUGGCAAAGAUUGGACACAAUCUGGAGUGGCAAGGCUUUUCUGUGCUAUUAAGGAAAAUGGAUACCAACUACUUUUUCUGAGUGCCCGUGCAAUUGUCCAGGCAUAUCUAACCAGAAACUUCUUGCUUAACCUGAAACAGGAUGGAAAAACCUUACCAAAUGGACCUGUUGUUAUAUCACCUGAUGGAUUAUUUCCCUCGCUUUACCGAGAAGUGAUAAGAAGAGCACCUCACGAGUUCAAGAUUGCUUGUUUAGAGGAUAUCAAAAGACUUUUCCCAUCUGACUAUAAUCCAUUCUAUGCUGGAUUUGGCAAUAGAGAUACAGAUGAACUUAGUUACAGAAAGAUUGGAAUCCCGAAGGGCAAAAUAUUUAUUAUCAACCCUAAGGGUGAGGUAGCUAUUAGUCAGCGUAUCGGCGCAAAGUCGUAUACAUCAUUACAUACCCUCGUCAAUGACAUGUUUCCACCAACUUCUUUGGUCGAGCAGGAGGACUACAACUCAUGGAAUUAUUGGAAAACGCCAUUGCCAGAUAUUGAUUAGUUUCAUUGCUUAAGAUACUUAGUUCCUUUUUGACAAGGAUCCGUUGGUAUGGAAGAUGAAACCAUCGAUGAUGUUAACCGAAAAACCAGAAAUUCCUCCUAUGUGACCCAUUCAUGACCAUAAUUGAUUGGAGGGUAUCCUUCUAUACAGGUUUCCUUGAUGGGGAUGACCGUACCCUUGCUUUCCUUCUUUUUGAUCUGGCAUUAAAUCCUGAUUUCAUUAUAAUCCUCCUAUCAACAGAAUUGUAUAACAUUUAGCUUACUUGUUAUAUUGUACUACACCUUGUAUAUUUUUCAAUUUUGAUUGGGGGUGAUAAGGGAAUAAUGACAUAGGCAACUUCAUCUCUAGCUCAAAUUUUGGGUUGGGUGGAUACAGUGCAUAAGUACUAAGAUUGUAUUUCAUGCCAUGAUAUGCAACUCUUAAGUCUUAAACCUGGUAUUGAUAUUUAUCUUUAGUUUGUCCAUCAUGCUUAAAAACAUUAGGAAACCAAUUACACCCUAUUGGAGUGAGGAGCUUGAACAGGCAUGCAACAUGAAAGCCAAGGUAGUAAACUCUCUUGUUUGACAUUUUAUACAUUGGCUUGAAUUGUAGAUUGUGAAAAACUUAUUUGUUGCCCUCAAUAUUGUAAUAUCAAAAUGGAUUACUCAAUUGGCUUAA